CUGAGUUGCUGCCUCAUCACCUCCCACUGCCUCUGACCCACCAUUCGAAAAGCAGACAUGAUGGAAGCGGAUCGCCCAGAGAAGCUUUUUGUUGGGGGCCUCAACCUCAAAACCGAGGAGAAAGCCCUCAAGGCUGAGUUUGUCAAGUAUGGCCGCAUCAUCAACGUUUUCCUGAUGAAAGACCGAGAAACCAACAAAUCGAGGGGCUUUGCAUUCGUCACCUUCGAAAGCCCUGCAGAUGCCAAGGCCGCCGCCAGAGAUCUGAAUGGCAAGUACCUUGAUGGUAAGGCCAUCAAGGUGGCCCGGGCCAUCAAACCAGCAUUCAAGAGCAGCUGGUGGGGGCCGCCGCCCCCCGGCAGCAGCAGUUGCUUGAGGUUCCCACACGGAACCCGUGGGUGUGGCAGCAGCCCACAGCGACCCCACUCCUGGGGCGGGCCUGAUGAUGGCCACGGCUACGCGGGGUAUUUUGACCAGUGGCCCUACAGGGCCCCGAUGCCCAGGAAGCGUGGGCCACCGCCACAGCGCUGGGCCAGCCCACUCCGCAAGAGGGCCGCGCCGUCGAGCCUAGCUCGCAGUGUUGGCAGUGGAAUGCGCGGGAAGGCCCCGGCUGUGUGGGGGCGAGACGGCUACUCAAGCGUGCAGCUGCAGCGCUGGGCCGGCCCAACCCGCAAGAGGGCUGUGCCCCCGUCGAGCCUGGCUCGCAUUGGUGGCGGUGGUAUGCCUGGGAAGGCGCCGGCCAUGUGGGGGCGAGAGGGCUACUCAGGCCCACUGCUCCGGGAGCCACUGCCCCGGUGCCGCGACCCCGGGGAUUUUAUCCCCGCGCUCAGAGAGUACAGCCGCCGCUAUUAUAGCCACUCCAGUGUCCGGGACUACUGUCCCUUGAGAGGCUAUGGCAAGCAAAACAGCUACAGGGGUCGCAACCGUGACUACGUGGAUCAUCCCAGCAGAGGCUCCUACCGAGAGCCCCUCGAGAGCUACGGAGGCCCGUGCGGCGCCACCCCUGGGCGGGGGACACUGCCAUCUUACGGAGGAGGAUACCGCUAUGAGGGGUACCGGGGCCGCUCACCCGACGCGUUGCCCGUCACCUUGCCAGAUGCCUACAGCGGGGGCCGCGACAGUUCCAGCAACGGCCGGAGCGACCGCUAUGGAGGAAGAGGCCACUACGAGGAGUAUGGAGGCCCUUCCCCUGACACCUACAGCGGGGGCCGCUGGCCCAUCCCCUACAGCAGAGGCUGCGACAGUUCCAGCAACAGUUACAGCUGGAGCCACUGCUACAGAGGAGGAGGCCACUACGAGGAGUACCAAGGUCGCUCGCCCGAGGCCACCUACAGCGGGGGCCGCUCGCCCGAGGCCGCCAACAGCGGGGGCCGCUCGCCCGAGGCCGCCUACAGCGGGGGCCGCUCGCCCGAGGCCGCCAACAGCGGGGGCCGCUCGCCCGAGGCCGCCUACAGCGGGGGGCCGGCCGCCUACAGCGGGGGCCGCUCGCCCGAGGCCGCCUACAGCGGGGGCCGCUCGCCCGAGGCCGCCUACAGCGGGGGCCGCUCGCCCGAGGCCGCCUACAGCGGGGGCCGCUCGCCCGAGGCCGCCUACAGCGGGGGCCGCUCGCCCGAGGCCGCCUACAGCGGGGGCCGCUCGCCCGAGGCCGCCUACAGCGGGGGCCGCCACAGUUCCAGCAACACUUACGGCGGGAGCCAAUGCUAUGGAGGCAGAGACCACUACGAGGAGUACCGAGGCUGCUCGCAGGACACCCACAGCGGGGGCCGCUCGCCUGACACCCACAGUGGUGGCCGCUAUCCCAGGGCUCACACUGGGGGCCACUCGUCCAACGCCCACAGCGGGGACCGCUCCACCGAUGCCUGCAGCAGGGGCCACGACAGUUCCAGCAACAGUUACGGCCGGAGCGACCACUACGGAGGAGGAGGCAGCUACGAGGAGUACCGAGGCCACUCGCCCGACACCUACAGCAGGGGCCGCGACAGUUCCAGCAACAGUCAUGGCCGGAGCCACCGCUACGGAGGAGGAGGCCGCUACGAGGAGUACGGAGGCCGCUCACCUGACGCCUACGGUGGGGGCCACGACAGUUCCAUCAACAGCCACGGCCUGAGUGACCGCUACGCAGGAGGAGGCCGCUAUAAGGAGUACCUGGGCAGCUCGCCCGACGCCUACGGUGGGGGCCGCAACAGUUCCAGCAACAGUUACGGCCGGAGCGAUAGCUACUCGAGAGGUCGAGAUCGGGUAGGCAGACCGGAUCUUGGGCUCCCUCUGCCCAUGGAAAGGAGCAGCCCUCCCCUGCAUGAUUCUUACAGCCGGUCGAGCUGCAGGGUGCCCAGGGAUGGAGGCCGUCAAGGAGGCCGCUUGGAGAGAGGGGAAGGCUGGAGCAGAUACUAACUAAGCAGGAACAGACUUGGGACCAAAAAUUCCUUUUCAAAGAAACAAAAAGAACAACCUGUUCUAUAUUAAACUACCCAAGGACUAGUAUAAGAAAGAGUUGUUUUUACCUUUUAAGAAUUUCCUGGUAAGAUCUCCAUUUUUAUGCUUUUGUGAGGAAAAACUUAAAAUUUCUUUAGUUUGAAAUUGUUAAUGUUUCUUUCAACCAGUUCAUGUUAAAAGUGUAAGAUAUGAACCUGAGUCCUAGUCGUCUUCUAUUUACAAGUUGAAAUACGAUUAAUGGCUUCUUUGCUUGUAAAUUUGCCUGAUAAAUGAGGCAAACAGUUCUAAGAUCUUUCAUAAACAUCUGCUCACCUAAAAUGGAAAAAUGGAUCAUUCUGCUCAUUUAAACCAACUAGAUUUUGGGUGGAGAGUGGGAGGGAUUGGUGUAUUUCAGAUUUCAGGGUAUCUUUCUAACUGAAUCUCAGUGUUCCCAGUAUUAAAAACCAAACA
Molecule: messenger RNA, 2880 nt
Organism: Macaca mulatta (Rhesus monkey)
Lineage: Eukaryota; Metazoa; Chordata; Mammalia; Primates; Cercopithecidae
Source: RefSeq, a predicted model, not a curated record